Messenger RNA from Nannospalax galili (Upper Galilee mountains blind mole rat), 2217 nucleotides. It is a transcript of the gene Msl3, whose product is annotated as MSL complex subunit 3. NCBI's taxonomy places the organism in Eukaryota, Metazoa, Chordata, Mammalia, Rodentia, Spalacidae. The coding region runs from base 51 to 1619 and encodes 522 amino acids. The record is from RefSeq and is a predicted model, not a curated record. Gene Ontology annotation, cellular component: NuA4 histone acetyltransferase complex; MSL complex; nucleus. The transcript is spliced from 13 exons. Gene Ontology annotation, biological process: regulation of DNA-templated transcription; chromatin organization.
CGCGCGCGCUCCGCCCGCCCCGGAGCCUCGCCCUCCGCCACGAUGAGCAAAUGAGCGCGAGCGAGGGCAUGAAAUUUCAAUUCCACUCUGGGGAGAAAGUGCUGUGCUUCGAGCCUGACCCCACCAAGGCGCGAGUGCUGUACGAUGCCAAGAUCGUCGAUGUUAUUGUUGGGAAAGACGAAAAGGGCAGAAAGAUUCCAGAAUAUCUGAUCCAUUUUAAUGGUUGGAACAGAAGCUGGGAUAGAUGGGCAGCCGAAGACCAUGUGCUUCGUGAUACAGAUGAAAAUCGGAAAUUACAGCGUAAAUUGGCAAAAAAAGCAGUAGCGCGCCUGAGAGGCACAGGAAAAAAGAAAAGGCGCUGCAGGCUGCCUGGUGUCGACUCUGUCUUAAAAAGUCUGCCUGUUGAAGAAAAAAGUGAAAAUGAAGAAAACUCACUAAGCAGUUCCUGUAAUGACAGUGGUGACGAGGAAGAUGAAGAAGUAAUUCAGGAACAUCCCAUUGAAAUAAAGACUAAGAAAAAGAAGGUAUUGGCACUGCACUCCAGGAAGGCAAUGGAUGAAAGAACAAUUACUGUAGACAUCCCUGAAGUUCUGAAGAAGCAGCUUGAAGAUGACUGUUACUAUAUUAACAGGAGGAAACGGUUAGUGAAACUUCCAUGCCAGACCAACAUCAUAACUAUUUUGGAAUCUUAUGUGAAGCAUUUUGCUAUCAAUGCAGCGUUUUCAGCCAAUGAGAGGCCCCGUCACCAUCACGCCAUGAUGCAUGCCCACAUGAAUGCACACUAUAUCCCAGCAGAAAAGAAUGUGGACCUCUGUAAGGAGAUGGUGGAUGGAUUAAGAAUAACCUUUGAUUAUACUCUCCCAUUGGUUUUGCUCUACCCAUAUGAACAAGCUCAAUAUAAAAAGGUGACUUCGUCUAAAUUUUUUCUUCCUAUUAAGGAAAGUGCCACCAAUACUACUAGGAGCCAGGAGGAGCUCUCUCCUAGCCCGCCUUUGUUGAAUCCAUCCACACCACAGUCCACAGAGAGCCAGCCGAUUACAGGUGAACCCGCCACCCCCAAGAGGCGCAAAGCUGAACCGGAAGCACUGCAGUCUCUGAGGCGAUCCACACGCCACAGCACUAACUGUGACAGGUUGUCUGAGAGCAGCGCCUCACCACAGCCCAAGCGCCGGCAGCAGGACACAUCCUCCAGCAUGCCCAAGCUGUUCCUGCACUUGGAAAAGAAGACUCCUGUGCACAGCAGAUCAUCUUCGCCCAUUCCUCUGACUCCAAGUAAGGAAGGGAGUGCUGUAUUUGCUGGCUUUGAAGGGAGAAGAACUAAUGAGAUAAACGAGGUCCUCUCUUGGAAGCUUGUUCCUGACAAUUAUCCCCCAGGAGACCAGCCACCUCCUCCCUCGUACAUUUAUGGUGCACAACAUUUGCUGCGAUUGUUUGUAAAACUUCCAGAAAUCCUUGGAAAGAUGUCCUUCUCCGAGAAGAAUCUGAAGGCUUUACUGAAGCACUUUGAUCUCUUUCUGAGGUUUUUAGCAGAAUACCAUGAUGACUUCUUUCCGGAGUCAGCUUAUGUCGCUGCCUGUGAGGCACACUACAGCACCAAGAACCCAAGGGCAAUUUAUUAAAGUUUUGAUGGUUCUGUAAGAACAGCCACUUAUGUUAUAUUUUAGAUUCCACAUAAAGAGCUAAUGUUAUUUGAGUCUUUCAUGUACUGUAGUUAUUUCUAUUAAGAAUUACUUCCUGAGCUGGGUGUGGUGGUCCAUACCUACCUAGAGGUAAAGCUUAUAAUUGUUUGUUUAAAAAAGAAAAUAUAAUAAUGAAUUCCUGGGUGCCUGAACAUGUUCCAUGUAACACUUGCUAUUGCACAAGCUAUGUGUGAUGGCAAGAUACAAACAGCCAUAGCUGUGUUCCUAGGGAAAUGUUCAUGAAAGUAUGCACAGGUUAGGUUCUGAUAGACAUUGCAAUUGGUUGUUAGCAAGAACCACCUUGCUUACUUGUUUGUGUUAAACAAAAUGUUUUUGAAAAUUGUUUUCUGUUCAACAGAUUUUAGUUUGUACUUGAAAGCCACAAAGUAGUCUCAAAGUAUUUUAGAGGGAAUUGAUAUUGAUGGCAAAAGAGAAUUUGCAGCUAUACAUUGCUUGUAACAGUUCUCUUUCUGUGAAACAUUAUUUUUGGUGAGCUAAAUAAAGCAUUGCCUGUCUUGUUUGAGAUUUUACAGCCAUA